CAGAAACCUAUCCAUGAGUUGCAAAACCAAACUACGCCGUCGUCGCGAGGUUUCGCGGCAAAAUUUGAACUCGUCUUCCACCGGCUCGCAUGGCGACGCCUCCAGUCGCCUCCAUAUCCAGCCACCUCCGUGCCCCGCCGCCAUGGCCACCUCCCAAGAACAUCAGCCAGAGAGCAAGGGUUAGGUGCAGCGUCCUCGCGCCGUCCGGCCAAGCCUUGGAGGCAGCCGCUUCUCCGAGGGGUGCCGAGAAAUCGCCAGAUUGGGUCCCGACAUCCGACGUGAACCUGCACAUUCAGAGACUGUGUCGGUCGGGUGACUUGGAGGAGGCUUUGGGGUUACUCGGCUCAGAUGGAGUCGAUGACCGGAGCUAUGGCGCCGUCCUCCAACUCUGCUCGGAAGUGAGAUCGUUGGAGGGUGGGAAGAGAGCCCAUUUCCUGGUUCGUGCAUCUAGCCUUGGAAGAGAUGGAAUGGACAAUGUUCUCGGACAGAAAUUGGUGCUAAUGUAUUUGAAAUGCGGGGACCUGGAGAAUGCAAGAAGGGUGUUUGAUGAAAUGCCUCAAGUAAGCGAUGUACGUGUUUGGACUGCUCUGAUGAGCGGCUAUGCGAAGGCUGGUGAUUUACGAGAAGGAGUAUUGCUCUUUAGGAAGAUGCACUGUUGUGGGGUCAGACCGGAUGCAUACACUAUUUCCUGUGUCUUGAAAUGCAUUGCUGGUUUGGGCAGUAUCGAAGAUGGCGAGGUAGUUCAUGGACUCCUUGAGAAGUUGGGUUUUGGUUCACAAUGUGCAGUUGGAAAUGCACUGAUGGCUUUGUACUCAAGGUGUGGCCAUAAUGAUGAUGCUCUGCGGGUGUUUGAAGGAAUGCCUCAGCGGGAUGCUAUUUCUUGGAACUCUGUGAUCAGUGGGUGCUUUUCAAAUGGAUGGCACGGCAGGGCUGUUGAAAAUUUUAGCAAAAUGUGGUUUGAUGGCCUGGAGAUCGAUUCAGUGACGAUGCUCGGUGUUUUGCCUGCUUGUGCUGAAUUAGGUUAUGAACUUGUUGGAAGAGUGAUUCAUGGAUACUCUGUGAAAGCUGGACUACUUUGGGUGCAUAAAUCUUUGGAGAGAGGAGUAGAUGAAAAUCUGGGAUCCAAAUUGGUAUUCAUGUAUGUAAAAUGUGGCGAAUUGGGCUAUGCACGAAAGGUGUUUGAUGUAAUGUCAUCAAAAGCCAACCUACAUGUAUGGAAUCUACUGAUAGGCGGGUAUGCAAAGGUUGGUGAAUUUCAAGAAAGCCUAUUUCUUUUCGAGAAAAUGCAUGAAUACGGAAUUGCCCCAGAUGAACACACCAUUUCUUGCCUCAUAAAGUGCAUCACUAGUUUGUCUGGUGGUAGGGAUGGCCUAGUGGUUCAUGGGCAUCUUGUGAAGUUGGGUUUGGGGGCACAGUGUGCAGUUUGCAAUGCACUCAUAUCAUUCUAUGCGAAAUCCAACAGGACUAAGGAUGCAAUCUUGGUGUUUGAUGGAAUGCCUCAUCGAGAUGUCAUUUCUUGGAAUUCUAUGAUUAGUGGCUGCACUUCCAAUGGAUUAUACGACAAAGCUAUUGAGCUGUUUGUAAGAAUGUGGCUUGAAGGAGAGGAGCUGGAUUCAGCCACAUUAUUAAGUGUUUUGCCGGCUUGUGCAGAGUUGCACCUUUUGUUUUUAGGGAGAGUAGUUCAUGGGUAUUCUGUGAAAACUGGAUUCAUUAGUCAGACAUCUCUCGCUAAUGUUCUUCUUGAUAUGUACUCAAAUUGCUCAGAUUGGCGCAGUACAAAUAAGAUAUUCAGGAAUAUGGUCCAGAAAAAUGUUGUCUCGUGGACAGCAAUGAUCACGAGUUAUACCAGGGCUGGCCUUUAUGACAAAGUGGCUGGGUUAUUUCAAGAAAUGGGAUUAGAAGGUACCAGGCCAGAUAUCUUUGCAAUCACCAGCGCUCUUCAUGCUUUUGCUGGUAAUGAAUUGCUGAAACAUGGAAAAUCUGUCCAUGGAUAUGCCAUCAGAAAUGGAAUGGAAAAAGUUCUUGCUGUUACCAAUGCACUAAUGGAGAUGUAUGUGAAAUGUGGAAAUAUGGAAGAAGCAAAGUUGAUUUUUGAUGGUGUGGUGAGUAAAGAUAUGAUAUCAUGGAAUACACUCAUAGGAGGUUACUCCAGGAAUAAUCUCGCCAAUGAAGCGUUCAGUUUGUUCACUGAAAUGCUGCUCCAGUUGAGGCCUAAUGCUGUGACCAUGACAUGCAUCCUUCCUGCCGCAGCAAGCCUUUCAUCCCUGGAGCGAGGCAGAGAGAUGCAUGCCUAUGCCUUACGAAGAGGGUACUUGGAAGACGAUUUCGUAGCGAAUGCUCUCAUUGACAUGUAUGUUAAGUGUGGUGCAUUACUGCUAGCUCGGCGGUUGUUUGACAGGUUGAGCAACAAGAACCUCAUCUCAUGGACCAUCAUGGUAGCUGGAUAUGGCAUGCAUGGCCGUGGCAGAGAUGCCAUUGCUCUCUUUGAGCAGAUGAGGGUCAGCGGCAUUGCACCAGAUGCAGCCUCUUUCAGUGCCAUACUGUAUGCUUGCAGCCAUUCAGGUCUGAGAGAUGAGGGAUGGAGAUUCUUCGAUGCAAUGCGUAAAGAACACAAAAUAGAGCCCAGACUGAAGCACUACACUUGCAUGGUUGACUUACUCAUCAACACCGGAAAUCUGAAGGAAGCCUAUGAGUUCAUUGAUUCAAUGCCGAUAGAGCCAGAUUCAAGCAUAUGGGUCUCGUUGCUGCGCGGAUGUCGAAUUCACAGGAAUGUCAAACUUGCAGAGGAGGUGGCAGAGAGGGUCUUUGAGCUGGAACCUGAAAACACUGGAUACUAUGUUCUUCUUGCCAACAUAUACGCCGAGGCCGAGAGAUGGGAGGCUGUAAGGAAGCUCAAGAACAAGAUUGGUGGCCGAGGACUCCGGGAGAACACUGGCUGCAGUUGGAUUGAGGCCAAGGGCAAGGUUCAUGUCUUUAUCGCGGAUAACCGUAAUCACCCGCAAGGGACGAGGAUUGCUGAGUUCCUGAAUGAAGUUGCCAAAAGAAUGCAGGAAGAAGGCCAUGACCCGAAGAAAAAAUAUGCUCUGAUGGGUGCCGACAAUGCAGUGCAUGGCGAGGCACUCUGUGGGCACAGCUCAAAGCUUGCCGUUGCAUUUGGCGUGCUAAAUUUGUCAGAAGGGCGGCUGAUCCGCGUGACAAAAAACUCAAGAGUUUGCAGUCACUGCCACGAGGCUGCCAAGUUCAUAUCCAAGAUGUGCAGCAGAGAGAUUAUACUCAGGGAUUCAAACAGAUUUCACCAUUUUGAACAAGGCAGGUGCUCUUGCAGAGGUUACUGGUGAGAAGACAUCACACCUGUAACAGUAAUUAGUGACCCAACUGCAGCAUGUUCUAGGGGCGGACAUGUGUGGUUGCUAAGAAACAAUAGGAAGAGGCGCCGUAGCAUUCACAACAUGUGGACGAUGAUUUUGUAAGAGACGAUAGUUGCAAUUCUAUAGAUAUGGAAAGAAAACAAAAGAUUUGAGCA
Brachypodium distachyon (stiff brome) is the source of this 3523-nucleotide messenger RNA. Its product is annotated as pentatricopeptide repeat-containing protein DOT4, chloroplastic. The transcript has a single exon. Gene Ontology annotation, biological process: RNA modification. Bases 90 to 3338 code for a protein of 1082 amino acids. NCBI's taxonomy places the organism in Eukaryota, Viridiplantae, Streptophyta, Magnoliopsida, Poales, Poaceae. The record is from RefSeq and is a predicted model, not a curated record. Gene Ontology annotation, molecular function: RNA binding; protein binding; zinc ion binding.